CCAGUCACCUCAGAGCGCUCAGUGUCGAUCUGCCAACGUUCCAGAGAGGGGUGUACACGCUCUCUCUCCCUCUCCCUUCACUCUCCAAUACGUAGCAACUCUUUCUCCCUCUCUCCCUCUCUCUUUCCUCCCUCCGUCACUUCACUCCUACCUCUUCCUUCCUCCAAACUAGAUUCAACCCUUCUGGUCACCUGUUUAGCUUAAUUUUCCCUCCAUUUACCUGUUAGAUAAUGACUCAGUGGCUAUGAUUCUUCCCUGUCACUGCUCCGUGUUCACCUGUGCUGUCUCACCUGCGUGUUUACCUCUUCACCUCCAGUGUCACGUUACGUCUUUGUGUUGUCGUUUCUGAGGCUUGUGUCACUUUUAAUCCCUUGUGCAAGAUAGACAGGUGGACGGAGAGAGUACGUGUGGUUGCUGUUUGGGCUCUUUCCCUCUCUCUCUCUCUCUCUCUCUCUCUGGAGGUGUCGUUUAAAUAUCAAGGAAUUAUUAUAAAGGAAAUAUCGAAGUGAAAAAUGCAUAUCACGUCAUUUGAGAUGGAGGGCAUUGGAGAGAUGAAGGGCGACGUGGAGGCGAGUGGAGAAGAGAAGAGGAGGAAGACUGAGGUAGCGAAGUCAAGAGAGGUGCUGGUAGAAGAAGCGCCAAGUUCUCGUCUUCUGUACUCCCUCGAGGAUAUUCCCCCUUGGUACACCUGCCUAGCGCUUGGAAUACAGCACUUCCUAAUGAUGGUGGAGUCGACUGUGAGCAUCCCUUACCUUCUGACGCCCGUGAUGUGCAUGGUGGCCACUGAUCCUGCGAGGGGCGCCAUUGCAUCCACCAUAAUCUUCGUGAGUGGUAUUGUAACUCUUCUGCAGACCACUUUUGGCGUCAGGUUGCCUAUUGUCCAGGGCGGCACACACGGGUUUUUGAGUCCCAUCCUGGCCAUCCUUGCCCUUAUGCCGUGUCCUCCAGAGAGUGAAAUCCUUGCACUGGACCCUGAUGCACGCCGUGACCUCUGGCAGUCCCGAAUGCAGCAGGUUCAGGGGGCGAUCUGUGUGGCUUCCUUGUUCCAGGUCGUUAUUGGCUUCACAGGUGUGGUUGGCAUCUUGCUGCGCUGGAUCACCCCGAUGGUCAUUGUGCCAACCAUCACACUCAUUGGCUUCUCUCUCUUCCAAGUCGCGGCGGCCAAAGCGUCCUCUCACUGGGGUAUCUCUGCCCUUACUGUGAUUUUGCUGAUCCUCUUCUCUCAAUACCUCGGGAACGUUGCCAUGCCGUGGUUCUCCUACUCCCGUGGCAGAGGGUUUUCACGUACCAAAGUCUUCAUCUUCAAGUUGUUCCCGGUGAUUCUAGCAGUGGCGUUGUCCUGGGGCCUCUGCUGGCUCCUCACCUAUUUAGAGGUUCUCCCGGAAGACAACCACGCCAGGACGGAUCUUCGUACUAAUAUGCUGUAUGAGGCGCCCUGGUUCCGUCUCCCUUACCCGUGUCAGUGGGGGCUGCCAGCGGUGAGCGUGGCUGGGGUAAUGGGUGUGCUGGCGGGGGUGAUAGCUAGCGUCGUGGAGAGCAUUGGUGACUACUACGCAUGCGCCAGACUCUCCGAAGCACCAGCGCCUCCCAAGCACGCCAUCAACAGAGGGAUUUGGAUGGAAGGGUUCGGCUGCGUCCUGGCGGGGCUCUUCGGAACUGGCAGCGGCACUACUUCUUACUCUCAGAACGUGGGAGCCAUUGGUGUGACGAAGGUUGGAAGUCGCCGUGUGGUCCAGUACAGCGCCUGCGUAAUGUUAGUCUGCGGGGUAGUGGGUAAGGUGGGCGCGCUCUUCAUCACAGUACCAGAGCCAAUCAUCGGAGGCAUCUUCCUUGUAGUGUUUGGCAUGAUCACCGCUGUCGGGAUCUCCAAUGUCCAGUACGUCGACCUCAACUCUGCUAGGAACCUUUUCGUCUUGGGUUUCUCGCUGUUCUUCGGCCUGGCGCUCCCCAUGUGGAUGCAGAAGCCAGAGAACAGUGCCAUCAUCAACACCUCACUGCCCAUCUUAGACCAGGUACUGUCCGUCCUCCUCAGAACAUCCAUGUUUGUUGGUGGAUUUCUAGGGUUCUUCCUCGACAACACUAUCCCUGGAACUGAGGAGGAGCGCGGAUUGGUGAAGUGGAAGGCAAUGCUGGAAAAUACGCAAUUCGGAAAUGAGGAGUCUGUUGUGGAUACCUCUUGCUACGACCUUCCCUUUGGCAUGGAGAGGAUAAGAAAGUGGGGCUGGACUAAAUUUGUGCCAGUGCUGCCAACCUUUGCUGGGUGGGAGGCCAUCACCAGGCGGUACACUGUCUCUCCCUCCACGUGCACCAAGCUGUAACACCACCACCACCACCACCACCAGGCGCUCACCAUCCCUACAGACCACUCACCCACCGCCCAUCCUCCCACCUACUCGCCCGCCCGCCCGCCCGCCUACCUCCUCUUCCUCCUCCUCCUUGAUUUUUUGUUUUUCAUUUCGUUUUUCUUGUUUGUUUUCAAUUUUUCUUUUAGUUUCUUGUUGUGUUUUUAUUUUUCAAGAUGAUACCAAAGCUGUGUUCAAGCGUUGUCUCUUGUCUGUCUGUCUGUCUCUCUCUCUCUCUCUCUCUCUCUCUCUCUCUCUCUCUCUCUCUCUCUCUCUCUCUCAUAUUUUGUGUUUCUUAGAUCAAUUUUACUUCACAAUUGUAAAGAAAAGCGUUCCUCGCGGUAUCGUUUUCUUCGUUGCUAGUCACCUUAGUCUAUUUAACAUGUAUUAAACACAAACUAACCUCAUUUAACCUGACCUUCCUUAACCUUUCCCCCAAAAUAAGUUUUCUUCAGCCUCUUAAAAAUCCAUUCCUGGACUUACCUUCUUAUUACGUGACCAAACCACUAAAUAAUUGAUCUCUUUUUAAGUCUUAUCGCUUCUACAAUGCAUUCCACUCCUGUUCUGCUCAACUCACUACGGUAUGUUAACCCAGCUCUAUACUUAGCUGCUCUCCGUGUCUCCUCCAUCGCUACCUGUAAUCUGGGUGGAAAGGUGCAGGUGGGAGCCAAGGUGUGACACAUUUCACAGCACAGGAGGACAGGAAAGUGUGGUAAUAUAAUGACCUAUGUUCUGAAAGCCUUGUUCUCUCUCCAUGAUUGUUUUCUAAGGCCACAGAGAUGAUUAGCCGGGUUUUCAAAGAUGUUUCUUGUUUUAGGUAGUGUUGUGUCACCAGAGCCAUAAAAGUACCCUUAAAAACUCGUGUAGCAUAAACUAAAGUGUUUUGAGUGUAGUGGAGGUGAGAGGAGUAGUGAAGUGUCUCAGAAUGUUUUUAAUUGUGUAGCGUAUGAUGAAGCGACAGUCUGAAUGGUUUGUACGCUUUGGGUGGAACGAAUAAAGACGCUUUUUGUUCA
Molecule: messenger RNA, 3355 nt
Organism: Portunus trituberculatus (swimming crab)
Lineage: Eukaryota; Metazoa; Arthropoda; Malacostraca; Decapoda; Portunidae
Product: solute carrier family 23 member 1-like
Exons: 13
Coding region: 513-2318 (601 amino acids)
Biological process (GO): transmembrane transport
Cellular component (GO): membrane
Molecular function (GO): transmembrane transporter activity
Source: RefSeq, a predicted model, not a curated record